Molecule: messenger RNA, 3196 nt
Organism: Oncorhynchus mykiss (rainbow trout)
Lineage: Eukaryota; Metazoa; Chordata; Actinopteri; Salmoniformes; Salmonidae
Source: RefSeq, a predicted model, not a curated record
AAGAUAACUUCUCUAACAGCGCUAACCCAGCAGUGCUUAGGAAAGACAGAUAGAGUCAGGCAGCGGCAAGGGGUGGCUGUACGACCCUCUUUUGGGGGGGGUCUGAUUAUUACAAAAAAAUAUACACACAUAUAUGCAUGCCCCGGCCGCAAGAUAGGUCAUAUGACGAUAAUAGGUAUUUUAGAAAGCAUAUAGCUAUAUAUCUAUACAUUUAAGAUGCCUAUUUUACUUUUCCUGAUAGACACGUCCGCUUCUAUGAAUCAGCGCACUUAUUUGGGUACGACGUAUCUGGACAUUGCUAAAGGCGCGGUUGAGAUCUUUAUGAAGCUGCGUGCCCGAGACCCGGCUAGUAGAGGCGACAGGUACAUGCUAGUUACAUUCGAUGAUCCACCAUACGGAGUUAAGGCGGGCUGGAAGGAGAACCAUGCCACGUUUAUGAGUGAACUGAAGAACCUGCAGGCGUCUGGACUGACAACUCUGGGUCACGCUCUCCGCGCGGCCUUUGACCUACUCAACCUAAACCGCCUUGUCUCUGGCAUCGACAACUAUGGACAGGGCCGUAACCCGUUCUUUCUGGAGCCUUCAGUGAUCAUCACCAUCACGGAUGGGAACAAGCUGACUCACACCUCUGGGGUGCCGGAUGAGCUUCACCUGCCCCUGACCUCUCCACUGCCAGGCAGUGAGCUGACCAAGGAGCCAUUCCGGUGGGACCAGCGGCUCUUCGCCCUGGUGCUGCGUCUCCCUGGGGCAGCCACGCCCGACAGCGAGCAGCUGGGCAGCGUCCCCAACGACGAGUCUGCCAUCACCCAGAUGUGUGAGGUCACUGGAGGUCGGUCAUACUGUGUACGGACUCAGAGGAUGCUGAACCAGUGUCUGGACUCUCUCGUCCAGAAGGUUCUGAGUGGUGUCGUCAUUAACUUUGAAAAGACAGGGCCAGAUCCGCCUCUGGUAGGCGAAGAUGGUAUGGUUGACCCGAGCCGGCCCGUGUUGUCCUUCAGCCCACAGCCCUGGCACAGCUGCCACAAGCUCAUCUACGUGCGACCCAACCCCAAGACAGGGGUGCCUGUAGGCCACUGGCCCAUCCCCGAGUCCUUCUGGCCGGACCAGAACUCCCCCGCUCUGCCUCCUCGCUCUGCCCACCCCAUGGUGCGUUUCACCUGUGUGGACUGUGAGCCCAUGGUGAUUGACAAGCUGCCCUUUGACAAGUACGAACUGGAGCCCUCGCCACUCACCCAGUAUAUCUUGGAGAGGAAGUCCCCACACAUGUGCUGGCAGGUCUUUGUGAACAGUAGUGGAAAGCACAGUGACCUAGCCCAGCCCUUUGGCUACCUGAAGGCCAGCACCACUCUCUCCUGUGUCAACCUCUUCGUCAUGCCUUACAACUACCCAGUUGUUUUGCCACUCCUUGAUGACCUGUUUAAAGUGCACAAACUGAAGCCAAACCUAAAGUGGAGGCAGGCCUUUGAGAUCUACCUGAAGACCAUGCCUCCUUACUUUCUCUUGCCAUUGAAGAAGGCACUGCGAAUGAUGGGAGCGCCCAACCUCAUCUCCGACAACAUGGACUGUGGCCUCAGCUACAGUGUCAUCUCCUACCUAAAGAAGCUUAGCCAGCAGGCAAAGAUGGAGUCGGAUCGCCUGAUCGUGUCUGUAGGGAAGAAGGCUCCCCAAGAGACUGGGAUAAAGGUGAAGAACCACUCCAACACCCUGUCCCUGGCCCACCGCAAAGACUUCAAGCAGCUGCUGCAGGGUAUCACUGGAGAGAUGUCCCUCCGCCUUGCAGACAUCAACUUCAAGGAGUUUGCCGGCUUUCAGAUUGCACUGCUCAACAAGGAUCUAAAGCCUCAGGCGUAUCGAAACGCCUAUGACAUCCCAAGGAGGAACCUUCUGGAUCAGCUGACACGGAUGCGCUCCAACCUUCUGAGGACUACUCAGAAACUUAUCAGAGGACAAGAUGAAGACUACCUUCACAGUAUACCCAUGGUUCAGAUGGGCAACUAUCAGGAGUAUCUAAAGAUGAUGCCGUCUCCUCUGAGAGAGAUCGACCCUGACCAACCCAAACGCCUGCACACCUUCGGCAACCCAUUCAAACAGGACAAGAAGGGGAUGAUGAUUGAUGAGGCAGAUGAGUUUGUAACGGGUCCCCAAAGCAAGAAGAGAGGCGUUACUGGGGACCCCAACUCGGGGGCUGCUCUGAAGAGAAGGCGGAGCAUGUCCCCUUUACUGCGUCGGCCCCAGACUCCACCAAUCAUCACCAACCAUGUAGUGGGGAAGGGGUCCAAUGGGAACGGGGUCCAGGGCCAGCCUGGCAUCAAGCCCAUCCCACUGCACAAAGGUAGGGGAGCAGAGGGGAACAGCAUGCUGGGCACAGAGAAUAACGGGGAGGGGGGUGUGGGGCCUGAAUCAGGGGACGGCUGGCCUGGAGUGGUGGUGGACGGUGUGGGAGGGGGCACAAAUGCACUCAUCCUGGAGGAGAGAGAGAGUGAGAGGCCUGGGAUGUGUGCGGGGGACAGUGGGGAGGACAGUGGCGUGGAGGAGGACAGGUUAGGGGAGGGUGGCCUGGAUGAGCGGCCCUCCUCAGAGAGACAGCAGCAAAGCUGUGAGGGGGACCAGGAGGGAGAGCUGGAGGGAGAUGAAAAUGGAGCAGACCAAGCUGAGCUUGAGGCGGUCACCAUAGCCCCACUAGAUGGCAGCAAUGCUGAGCUGCGCACACGGGUCAUCAAGGAGGUCCGCAAACCUGGCCGCAACUAUGAGACCAUAUUCAGGCUGCUGGAGGAGGUGAAGGGGUCUGUGAUGGUCCAGAGGUACUUCAUCCAUCACGCGAUCAAGGAGGCUGCCAGGUUUAAGAAGCGGGUGCUGAUCCAGCAGUUGGAGACAGCUCUGGAGUUGAUUGAGGAGAAGGAGCUGCAGCUCCCUGCUGUCCGCCUCAACAACGACCAUGGUAGAUAGUGAAGAAGUGGCCUGCAGGGGUCCCUGCUCAGAAACACAAAGAUAUGUACAGGAACAGGGUACUCUCCUUCACAAGACAUGGACAGGAACAGGGUACUCUCCUUCACAAGACAUGGACAGGAACAGGGUACUCUCCUUCACAAGACAUGGACAGGAACAGGGUACUCUCCUUCACAAGACAUGGACAGGAACAGGGUACUCUCCUUAACAAGACAUGGACAGGAACAGGGUACUCUCCUUAAUAAGACAU